CUCUUGGAUGAACCUGAUUGGGAUAUUUACUACUGGGCAAUCGAGAAAAAGGAGCCUCCCUCUCGCUGGGCAAAUACUGCUUUGUUGAAUAAGCUACGGAUACACACUCGUAAUGAAGGAAAGGUCGUCAGAAAGAUGCCCGACCUUCAG
Molecule: messenger RNA, 150 nt
Organism: Acaulospora colombiana
Lineage: Eukaryota; Fungi; Glomeromycota; Glomeromycetes; Diversisporales; Acaulosporaceae
Source: the annotation of a GenBank genome assembly